This is a messenger RNA of Triplophysa rosa, 3246 nucleotides long. RefSeq names its product SLAIN motif family, member 1a (gene slain1a). The record is from RefSeq and is a predicted model, not a curated record. Gene Ontology annotation, cellular component: microtubule plus-end. The transcript is spliced from 10 exons. The coding region runs from base 111 to 1916 and encodes 601 amino acids. Lineage: Eukaryota; Metazoa; Chordata; Actinopteri; Cypriniformes; Nemacheilidae. Gene Ontology annotation, biological process: cytoplasmic microtubule organization; positive regulation of microtubule polymerization; microtubule nucleation.
AGCGACACACAGAUCAGCAUCUGAGCAAUGAGGCAGCAUGUAAACCGACUGAAAGCAGUGCAAGCGGUAUAGGGUAAACAACACUCCGCCACCAUUUUACUACUGUUCAUAUGCUUUUUUAUUCAAUGGACGAACUAUUGUUUAAUCCACGAAUGAUGGCGGACAUCAACGGCAACAGUAAGAUCAUGACUGCAGAGGUGGAGGUAAAAAAGCUGCAAGAGCUCGUACGAAAAUUGGAGAGACAAAACGAACAGUUGCGAACGAGAGCAAACGCUGCGAACAACUGCACCUCCAGCUCCCGACUAUCAUCAUCACCAUCACCGGCCUGUAUCAUCGGCCCAGACACUGCUUCGUAUUACGCAGGGAAUUGCUGCAUUUCACCUCUGUCAACACUUUCGUUUGGACUGGGCAACUCAGAAGAACGCUAUCCAUAUUUACAUCCGCCGUCAGUGAGUGAUGCUGAUGUGGAUGAUGAUGGUACUGUAUUGGAUGAGGUUGAAAUUUUGAACCUUGAUGUUAUUCUUCCCUGCGAUGGAGAGUCUGAUCAUAACUGGUUAUAUGUGUCUCCAAAAGCCAAGCUGUUCCCACAUUUUCUCCUGAGCCCUCUACAGUGGUGUAGACAUGUGCUGGACAACCCCAGAGCAGAGGUGGAAUUAGCCAAACGCUCAUUGUGCUACAAACUGGACCAAGCCAAAACAUGGAGAGGGCUCCUCUCGAGCUGUGUGUCUUCAAGCCUUCUUUACAGCCAUUUGGAUGGAAUCUCAUCUGUAACCAGCUGUUCUAAACCCUUUACUAAACCUGCACUAACUGAACAAACAGUCUCUUCUGACCCAGAUUCACCCUCUCAAAACUACCAGCAGUCUGUCACCGUGAGGAACUGCUCAAGUCUAACGGAGAGAUCUCCCACAUUCCUCUAUCACACAGCUACACACAAUAAUGUUCAUCAGCCACGGCCUCUCAGUCCUCAGUCUUCCAUUGACAGUGAACUCAGCGUCUCUGAGCUGGAGGAGGACUCCAUUUCUAUGAGCUAUAAGCUUCAGGACAUGACAGAUGUGGAGGUCAUGGCUCGACUGCAGGAGGAGAGUCUACGGCAGGAAUAUGCGACCAGCGCUGCCACAGCCACUCACCAUAGCGGCAGUCUUUCUGUGCACACUGGUGCUCGUAGAGGUAUGAGAAGUGAGAUUGACCUGGAAGAAGAGGAGGAGUAUGAUCAGCUGUCGGCUCCUCAGCCGCGACUCUUCCGUACGGCUUCGAUGCAGCGCAGCACGUCUCACACACAGAACCUCUCCAGCAUGAAAGAGUGCAGACGCAGCCCCUCCACCCCUCAGCAUCUGAACAGCUUGUCCCACCAGCAGCUUCACAUAUCCAGCCACAGCUCCAGCACAGCAGAGCCCCUGAUUUACAGAGGCAACACAGACAAGUUACGGAGGAGCAUGCCAAACCUAAUUCGAGCUCCCAGCGUUCCCAGUGUACUCAGUGGACCUAAUGUUUCUGCUCUGACUGGCAACAUUGCAACAUCAUACUCGUCUUUGAUUUUACUCCGAAACAGUCAGAGUUUUGAUUCUCACAAUGGUCUAAUCAAAAUACAUUCUGCAAUUCCUUCCCCUGGACAGUUACAGCAGAGAGUUCAGAGUGUGGGUAACUUUUCAAUGACAGCACGGCCACAUCUGAAAGCCACAGCCUAUGUUAGCCCAACAAUACAGAGUGCCACCACAAUGUCUUCCUCAGUUAGCCUCAACUGUAUUCCUAGUAGUAGUAUCCCUCUGCCCAGCAAACCCAGCACCACUUCCACCACAAGUCGCAGUUCUCUACCUCGACCAGCUUCUUUUAUUGGGACAAGCAGUGCCUCACGCAGUAAAAUCGCUCAGCCUGUACGCAGGAUAAAAAUAGCUGCUCCAGCAACUGAAGUCCAGUAAAAAGACCUAAUAGUUUACUGACACCCCCAAAGAGUGUAGCUGCUCUGAGCACCCUGCGUGAUGGAAGUUGGAGGAAUGGCUGCUAUUAAACUGAGGAAAUUCUGCUGUGCCACUGAACUAAAAUGUUUCAGACCCAGCUGGCUGGGCACACUUUUUGCUUAUAGACUUACAGAAGUGGAAAUAAGAAACUAACAUAAACAUUACAGUAAUUUAAAGUGAAGUUGGAAAGUACUGUUAACAAUACAAUUGUUAAUAAUGCAAUACAAAACUACUGCAUUAUGCCUAUGUCUAAAAUCCAGAGCAUCAUGCAAGUGUUUACAUGCAAAUAAUUUCCUUAGCACAAUUUUUAACCACUGAAACCGCAAAUGAUAUUAUUGAUUAGACAGUGAAAUUAUUAAAUAAACAGUUUUGUUUCUGGGUUGAUGUUCAGAAAAGACAGUAUUGUUUCUGGGUUGAUGUUAUGAUUUAAUAAGUGUAAGUAAAAAGCUGUCCCCCAAAUAGCACUUUUACUGUUAACUUGCAUUAUUACAUUAGAAAAGCUAUAGUGCAAGAUUAUUCUACCGUUUUUGUGACGGCAUAGUUGCAUUCCAUUUUAUAAUGUUUGGUAAUUAUUUUGCAACAAGCAAAUAAAGUGAUCAGAGGUUUGAGAUUUAGAGAAUUAAGUGAACUACUGCAUUUGUUAAAGCAACUACAUUUUACAUGAAGGAUUAAACAAAGUAUAAAUUAAGGUAUAAAUUGUUGCUGUUGGGUGGAAGACAUCAUAUCUCCAUGUUUCAUGAAUUGUUUCAUUUAUCAUAAAUUGUUUCAUAAAUUAUUAAUGUUGGAGCUGCAGGUUUGGAGAUAAGGGUCCCACAGCAAAACAAUGCAGCCUUUCUAGAAUGUUUACAUGAUGCUCAUAAUAUAGAGCACUGUGGUUAAUGCAUUUGCACAUCAGUCGAACAAUUUGUUUAACUUUUUUUGAACAGGUUUACAACGGAAGGAAAGUUAAAGGCUUCUGAACUGAACUAUUUGCUUGAAAAUGUUGACGAUGUCAAUAAAAAGAAGCUGAAAUAUGGUAUUCAAGAAGUUUAUUAGACAGUAUUUGCAAGAUCAUUAUGAUGUUUAUACAUAGAUUAAUCUCACAAGAAAAAUCUUUGUGAGAUUUAACUUAGGUUCAUUGGUAUUGGAUGGUUUUCACCAAAGAUUAUCUGAAACCUUAAAUAUCAGAAAUAAGCAGUGUUUGUUGUAAACAAUUUUAUUCAAAGCAACUUAGAAUACACUUACAGAAUGGUGCUAGAAAGUGGCUUGUUUUUUAUCUGAUUUGAACUCAUAAACUUACGGUUCCCCUUCA